AUGAAGGAGGAAGGACGGAUCAAAUCAGUUGCGAUUAUCGGUGCUGGCGCCGCGGGAGCAAUAACGGCUGCCGCUUUCCAAGCAGAGAACUACUUUGACAAAAUCCGGGUUUUUGAAAGGAGAGAAACUCCUGGUGGAACAUGGAUAUAUGAUCCAGACCCAAAGCCCGAUCUACCAAUCACUCCAGGCAGCUUACCACCAGAUGUUGACCCUCGACUGGAAAUCCCAAGCAGUCUUCCGAGAAUUACGGCCCCGAAUCAGCAGGAGCGAUAUGCCCAGACUCCAAUAUAUGAUUCUCUCACUACCAAUGUUCCAGAUAUAGCAAUGUGCUUUUCUGAUCAACGCUUUGCCUAUGGACUUUUUGUGCCUCAUCACAUUCCUCGCCAGUACAUAGAAAAUUACUUCUCUGCACACAAACUCGACGAUUUCCUGGUGCUCAACACAACCGUUGAAGAUUUGUCAAAGAUCUCUUCAUCGUCUCCCAAGUCAGGAGAAAGGUGGAAAUUGACGUUGCGAAAAUAUGAUUGCUUUCGACACGCUGACGUUUGGUGGGAGGAGGAAUUUGAUGUUGUGAUUCUGGCUAAUGGUCAUUAUUCGGUUCCAUUUAUUCCAGAAGUCAAGGGAUUGAAAGAGUAUAGUGAGAAGUAUCCUGGUCGAGUGAUGCAUUCCAAGUACUAUCGCUCGCCUCUCCCGUACACAUCACAGAAAGUUCUUGUCAUCGGAAACUCAGCAUCAGGCCACGACGUGACAACCGAACUAGUCUCUUCAGUACAUCAUCCCGUCUACCAAUCCCGAAGAUCGAAGUCAAGAUGGGAUGACGUCGAUCCUCCCUUCGGCAUUGCCUGGAAAUCAGUGAUCUCAAAAUAUCUUCCUGAUGGUAGAAUUGUCUUUGAAGACGGCACUUGCCUAGACAACAUUGAUAAGAUCAUCUAUUGUACAGGCUACAAAGCAUCCUUCCCAUUCUGGAACGAGAAAGCUAACGGCCGUCCAAUGUGGGACUACGAAGCUAACAAAAUCAUCAAGGGUUACUGGCACACUUUCUUCCAAGAUUUCGAGAAUCUGGCGAUUGUGGGACUUCCACGAGUUUUGACAUUCCGAAGCUUUGAGUACCAAGCUAUUGCGCUAGCAAGGCUUUACUCGGGUCGAAAUGCUGCUUCGCUUCCAUCAGUAGAAGUGAUGAAAAGGUGGGAAACAGAGACUGAAGAAAACCACAAGACUGAGAAUAGGAAGUUCCAUGAUGUAGAGUGGGAAACUGGGGAGACUAAGGAGUGGCUUCAGAGAUUCUUUGCGAUUGCGGGGUUGGGAACUUUGACUGGAGAGGGAAGAAUCCCGCCGGUGCUGGACAAGGAUUUAGUUUGGGCGAUUGAGCAUUUGAGGAAAUAUCCGGAGCCGGGAAAGGGUGAUUUGAUUAUGAUGACUAGAAAAGCUUCUAGUUCUUGUGAUAUCCGUAUUAGGGAGGAGGAUGUGGAUGACUGGGAGAUAGUGGAACAUGUGCAGAAUCUGUGA
Messenger RNA from Mollisia scopiformis, 1506 nucleotides. Its product is annotated as FAD/NAD(P)-binding domain-containing protein. The coding region runs from base 1 to 1506 and encodes 501 amino acids. The transcript is spliced from 5 exons. Lineage: Eukaryota; Fungi; Ascomycota; Leotiomycetes; Helotiales; Mollisiaceae. The record is from RefSeq and is a predicted model, not a curated record. Gene Ontology annotation, molecular function: flavin adenine dinucleotide binding; NADP binding; N,N-dimethylaniline monooxygenase activity.